CAUUCUCUAUGCGCGUCCACGUCUUCACUUUUGCGGUGCUGGCUCAGCUUGCUUCUGCUCACCCGGUCGCCGAUCCGCAGCUCCUCGGUCCGAUGAACCGCGGCCUGGUCAACAGUCUGGUCGACGCCUUGCUUGGCCCCAAUGCCCUCAAUGUCGACCUCUGUCUUGAUCUCAAGCUAGGCGAUGGUCCCCAGAGCCUGUAUCCGUCAUGCCCCAAUUACGUGGCUCCAGUCUUGCCGCCCCCUCCUCCCUACCCACCCAUGUUCAAGCGCGAUGGUGAGACCCACAAGCUCACUGAACGUGGUUUAGGUGUUGUCAACAGCCUUGUCGACGCUCUUCUCGGCCCUAAUGCGCUGAAUGCUGACGUCUGUCUCAAUCUCAAGCUGGGCGACGGUCCUCAGAGUCUGUAUCCAUCCUGUCCCAACUACGUGACACCGAUCGGCCCGCCUCCCUACCCUCUGUUCAAGCGCGACCCGCAGGCUCCGCUACCCCCACCGCCUAUCCUGCACCGGAGCAAAGGCCUAGUUGGCGGUCUUCUGGAGCUUCUUCUGGGACCGAAUGCAUUGAAUCUCGAUUUGUGCCUGGAUCUCAAGCUGGGAGAUGGCCCGCAGAGCCUCUAUCCUGCGUGCCCUGGCUAUGUGCCGCCGGUCAUUCCGCCUCCGCCGGCCGCUCCCUACAAUGAAAUGCCUCCUCCACCAGCCGUACCACCACCUGCUGCGCCAGAGGCUGUCCCGCCGCCGCCCCCUCCGCCAGUCAUUCCACCGCCCAUUCCUGCGCCCCCACUGCCUCCACGAAUUGCCACCGCCGCCACCGCCGCCUCCCAUCGCUCCUGA
Linderina pennispora is the source of this 833-nucleotide messenger RNA. RefSeq lists its product as uncharacterized. NCBI's taxonomy places the organism in Eukaryota, Fungi, Kickxellomycota, Kickxellomycetes, Kickxellales, Kickxellaceae. The record is from RefSeq and is a predicted model, not a curated record. The transcript has 3 exons. Bases 9 to 833 code for a protein of 274 amino acids.